Ochotona princeps (American pika) is the source of this 1759-nucleotide messenger RNA. It is a transcript of the gene DIO1, whose product is annotated as iodothyronine deiodinase 1. The record is from RefSeq and is a predicted model, not a curated record. Gene Ontology annotation, molecular function: thyroxine 5'-deiodinase activity. NCBI's taxonomy places the organism in Eukaryota, Metazoa, Chordata, Mammalia, Lagomorpha, Ochotonidae. The transcript has 4 exons.
UUGGCUGCUCCCACCCUGCACCUUUGUUCGGCUCCACCCAGUGUCUCCUGGCUGCAACCUGCCUGUCUGGUGGCCUCAGAGGCUGCUCCAGCUGGGCUGAGAUGGCAUGGCCCCAGGUCAGGCUGUGGCUGAGGAGGCUCUGGGUGCUGGUGCAGGUGGCUGCAGAGGUGGCUGUGGGCAAGGUGCUGAUGACACUCUUUCCGGAGCGAGUGAAGCAGAGCAUCCUAGCCAUGGGCCAGAAAACUGGUUUGGCCCAGAACCCCCUCUUCACCCAUGACAACUGGAUCCCCACAUUCUUCAGCAUCCAGUACUUUUGGUUCAUCCUGAAGGUUCGUUGGCAGCGACUGGAGGAUGCCACUCAGCCAGGGGGUCUGGCCCCAAACUGCCCCGUGGUCUGCCUCUCGGGACAGGAGUGCCACAUCUGGGACUUCAUGCAAGGUAACCGGCCUCUGGUGCUGAAUUUUGGAAGUUGCACCUGACCUUCAUUUCUUUCCAAAUUCAACCAAUUCAAGAGACUUAUUGAAGAUUUUAGCUCCAUUGCAGAUUUUCUCAUCAUUUACAUCGAAGAGGCGCACGCAUCAGAUGGCUGGGCUUUUAAGAACAACGUGGACAUCAGGAAUCACCGGAACCUCCAGGAACGCCUGCAGGCGGCGCACCUGCUGCUGCCCAGGAGCCCCCAGUGCCCUGUGGUGGUGGACACAAUGCAGAACCAGAGUAGCCAGCACUACGCUGCACUGCCCGAAAGGCUCUACGUACUCCAGCAGGGCAGGAUCCUCUACAAGGGUCAGCCUGGUCCUUGGAACUACGACCCAGAGGAAGUCCGCGCUGUCCUGCUAGAGCUCCACAGCUAACCUGCACAGAAGUCCCUCCACCCCCUGCCCAGUCCCCAGUAGCCAAAAGGAGGGGCCCUCCAGGAGUGACUGUCCCUUCCUUGCCACUGGCCUUUGCCUGGGACCCAUGUUUGCAGCUGAAACCACUGGCUCAAAUAUUCCUGCUCCCAGUGAGGCAGGGUGUCCAGUCAAGACCAAUGGCGAUGCUCACCCCAACAGCUUAUUAAAGCCCCCAAGAUGCCACAUGGUUCCCACAGUGGGGACAUGGUCCUGGCCCAGCACCUUCCACAGAAAGUGUCCCCAGUCAGGUGCUGAGAUGGAGGAUGGGAUGUCAGAUGACAUCCACAGGUCACCUACAUUCAUUCAGUUACAUUUGCCAUUCAUGAAAUGGCUCAUCCAAGACACCAAAAAAAAUUUUUUUUCUUUUAGUAGGGGAAGAAUUCUUGAUGAUAAAGAGAGAUGAGCAAUUGGAAGAGGAGGGGGAACAGAAAAGAACAUUUUUGUAGACAGUGUGGUGCUGGUGCUGGUGAGGGGUGAGCUUCCAUGAUAACACAUCUCCAGGACUACCCAGAGGAGGAGAGAACUCACACUACCACCUUGGACUAUACACAGAAAUCUGCUGCUACCCUGGAACCUUCUGCUCAUGUCACUUUUCAACAGUCAUUUUAAUGGGAGGCUUGGCUUUCCAAAGAAAGCAUCCCAGCCUUGGUCAGCCCAGAUAACACCAGGAGCACCGUCACGUGCCUGGGCAGGAGGUUGGGUCUGGAAUUUUCUUUAAUUUCUUUGCAAGUCUCUUAGUCGUCAUUUGGGUCCAGAGUCCCUCACACCAUUGGUCACCAUUGGUGAUCACAUGUUGCCAGUCUGUGUCUUUCACAUUUGUUUAUGACGGCCACAGCCUAAAGUCUACAUGGUUGUGGCUUGAUUUGGGG